Molecule: messenger RNA, 2337 nt
Organism: Tigriopus californicus
Lineage: Eukaryota; Metazoa; Arthropoda; Copepoda; Harpacticoida; Harpacticidae
Exons: 7
Coding region: 1066-2061 (331 amino acids)
Source: RefSeq, a predicted model, not a curated record
CAGCCACCCGACACCACAACGACCCAAUCCCCCUCUCCUAUGGACUACACUCGCUGUGUGAGAAGGACUUGUUAUUGCGAAGUCUCUUGUAUAGCAAUAACGGCCACCCUCUUCUGGUUCUCUGUCUUUCUGAACAAACGAUGCCAGUAGCUCGUUCCACGCCCGUACCAACCACCAAGUGAACCUUCUCGCUACGUUCUCGUACUCUCCAGUUCAGGAGGAGAUCAAGGCUGUGAUAGAAAAUCACCAAAAGGCCACUGCUAACCAAGACCGAGAGAGGCUGACAUAGUGAAAAACGUAUCAAGAUUGAGCAACUUUUUCCCUGCCUGUCUCAAGUUUCGAGCUGACAAAAUGUGAAAAGGUGCCCGUUAAAUGUGAAAAAAAUCACUCCACCCAAAGACUCAAGACUGGGCCGUCAGGAGAAUGGUGGCCUUUUUGAGGGAAGGGACUGGUCUGGUCUUUGCUGUGGUACUCCUAAAAGUCUUUGGGGAAUUGGUCUUUAUGGUCGAAGCUAACCCCGUCCGAGGGAAAGGGUUUCUCAUUCACCGUUAUCAAAUAUUCAAAACCUUCCGCGGGGCAUUAUCAUGUCCGAUAUCGCCAAACAUAAUGGAUUUUGGAGUGUCCUUGGAUUUGAUCAGGCUCGUUUGGCAGUGCUUCUAUGACGAAUACAGCAACCGAAAGAGGAACAGGUCGAAUAUACUUAUCGAAAGGAGCAUAAUGCACUUAAUCCAUUGCUCAGAUUUAAUUCUUCUCACGAAGAUGUCAAUUCCUCCUCCUUCUGGAACAGGCUUGCCCUACAUCUGUCCCAACAAGGUUGGAUGGAUGGAUGUUGGUUAGAGAGCCCUUCACAGAAGAGAAGGUUUUGCAUGCUCUAAGGAACAAGCCGACUAAGCAUUCCCAUUCAAAACAUCCAUCCUCUACCUACGAUAAGAUUUUGGAGGACCGCUUGGAACAAGAGGAAAAGAGAGGGUCGGAAGGAAAGGAGGCACCCACUUUGGAAUUCGAUUCUGCUUGAACCACGAGGAUUGCAUUGGAGCAUACCGAUAUUGUCAUCGCAAUAAAACAAUGCAAGAAGGCAUUUGCGAUUGUGAAUACGGAUAUAAACUGGCCACUGGAAGUAACAUCAAAUGCCUUAACGUUUUCACUCGGGAAUGUGAAUCCGAUUUGGAUUGCCCUCCAAAUUCUCAAUGUGAAAGAGCUUUCGGUUUCGAAGGACAAAUUCCGCCGGAAUGGGAAAAGUACAAACCAAAUACUCAGCUCAAAUGCAUCGGUGUGGACGAAUUACCUUAUGGAAUGGGAAUAGAACCUAGAACCGGGGGCGGAUUGCGCCCGGGGAGUGAUUUCAUGGAUCACUAUUACACAUUCGGCAGGAGAAACCGGGUUCAUGCCGGGUUUCAUCCUCAUUAUAUUAAAUUCGUUGAGGACGCUAUGUUAGUCCUCUUUCUGUUCUGUGUUAUGAUCACAUUGCUAGUGGUCCACAGAGCUUCAUGUUACAGACAAUUUAGGAAUUCUCGUCGAAAUGGUCCCUUACGCUACAUAAUUCCACACCGAGACGAUCAGCCUCCGCCCUACAGCCAAUAUGGCGAAGAUCCUCCAGCCGAAGAAAUUUGCUCAACUAGAGCUGUAGAUGCCCCUGACGGUGCUAGGUUGGCAUCUACCCAUGGGAGAGCCAAGGCUGCUGGCUCAAGUCGUCGGGGUGAAACCCCUCCACCCACUUACGACGAGGCUCUUCUCAUUUCUCAGGUGUCUAACACCCCAAUCCCUCUUUAUAUCGCCCUUCCAGAGAGUCCACCCGUGCACCAGGGGAGCCCAGCCCUGAGCCCUUCUGAGCGAUCCGAAGCUCUGGCCAGGUUCGAUACCAUUCCUCCCGCUGAGGCCUCGGCCACUUUGGUCGGUUCCAGCGGAAUGGUCACCCUGAGCGAGUGCGGCAACAAGGGCCAUGCCCAAAUAAUAGAAUCGAAGACACAGGGGGAAAAUUCGAAUGGAGAUCCAGAUCAACCAUUGCUAGAACGAUCUCCGACGGUGCCAGAACAAUCUCAGUCGGCUCAGAUUGAUAUGUAAUGGCCUCUUGAGAAGGUUGUGUGACGGUUUGGUCCUUCCGUUUCCGUGACGAGUUGGUUUGCGCUCGCCGGAAUCGUUUGUCCAGGGUGAUUGAAUUGUUUUGGGGAAAACAGUGAUACAGAACUAGGUUUUGAAAUGCCGAUGACUCUGAUCGGCUCUUUCCUUAGCUCACGAGAUUGUUGAAACGAUUCUAUCUCUAGUUCACUGUGAUACAGAUAUUAUUAUCAAAACGAUAUAACAGCAUUAUAAAUAAAUCCAAUACCCCAGUUCUAUCGA